GACCUCGUAGUCGUCAACGCAUUCUCGUUCUCGUUCUCAGUCGCUCAGCUCAGCGGCUGGUCGCACAAGUCAUUCUGUCUAACGUCUCCUUCGCUAUUACAGACGCCAGUCUUCACACACAUCGUCUGGACAGUCAGCAAAACAUCCGGGCCAUAAGCGAGCCAUAAGCAUCAUUGGCUUCUGCUUUGUCAUGCUCACUAGCACUCUAGCAUGACCCCCGCAGUACAUAUAUAAAGCACGCAAUCGUACUUGUCGACAGUGCCGAGCCAACAACGCUUGUAGUCGUACAGCUGAACAUUCCAGUACAUUCUCGACGACAUGCCUUGGGACUCGCCUUUGAAAGGCUAUGAGAAUGCCGAGCCCCUCCCAACGACGAUCAACCCCGACGGGAAAUCUCUACAUAACCCUCCGGGCCCCAGGUCGGCUUCAUACGACGACUUUCCGAAGCCAAUUGACUCGUCAAACAAUGGGUUUGACUUCCACAUAUACUACAUGCCGAAUAGCGCGGCGGAAGCACAGUACGGGAGGGAGCUGCACGAGCGAAUCCGGAGAGAGUUUCCCGAGCUUCGCAUCUACAAAUUCUGGGAUAAGCCGGUUGGUCCACACCCUGUCCCCAUGUUCGAGGUGAACGUGUUCAAUCCCCAUCAAACUGGGGCAUUUUUCUCCUGGUUGGUAGUCAACCGGGGUCCAUGCUCAGUCCUCAUACACCCGAACACCGGAGAUUCGUACAAGGAUCAUACUGAGCUUGCGACUUGGAUAGGCCGACCAUACCCGCUACUCACAGAGAUGCUACGCGGGGGCCCUCGAUGAUCGUCCUUUCGCGGAGUGGGCUAUCAUGACUUCCUCUCGAUAGGAGCUCCGUCGCUCCUGAUAGUGCUCAUUGUUCUUGUAUGAUUCCUUGGUUUUGCGCAAUAUGUCGCUAUUUCUCUCUC
Messenger RNA from Fomitopsis serialis, 932 nucleotides. RefSeq names its product DOPA-like domain-containing protein. The transcript has 5 exons. NCBI's taxonomy places the organism in Eukaryota, Fungi, Basidiomycota, Agaricomycetes, Polyporales, Fomitopsidaceae. Bases 319 to 810 code for a protein of 163 amino acids. The record is from RefSeq and is a predicted model, not a curated record.